This is a messenger RNA of Heteronotia binoei (common prickly gecko), 330 nucleotides long. Its product is annotated as protein S100-A7-like. The record is from RefSeq and is a predicted model, not a curated record. Lineage: Eukaryota; Metazoa; Chordata; Lepidosauria; Squamata; Gekkonidae. The transcript has 2 exons. The coding region runs from base 1 to 330 and encodes 109 amino acids. Gene Ontology annotation, molecular function: calcium ion binding.
AUGUCAACUAGUCUGGAACAGUGCCUGAACUGCGUGGUCGACAUCUACCACUAUUACUGCACUCUGGACCCUGUGGAUGACUACCUCCAUCUGAACGAAUUCCGGGCAUUCAUGAGGCAACAAGCCCCAAGCUUCCUUUGGAGAACCACACCACCUAACAUGCAUGUGGACCAAUAUAUCCAACGAAUCUUUCGAAAUGCCGACAGGAACCAAAAUGGGUACCUCCACUUCACUGAAUUUGCGUCGGUGAUAUCAUCCAUCCUGGAUGAUGCCCACAACAGUUCCCAUGAUUAUGGACAAAAAUCAUCUGGACACGGGCACAGACAUUGA